Messenger RNA from Brassica oleracea var. oleracea, 2730 nucleotides. RefSeq names its product serine/threonine-protein kinase BLUS1. NCBI's taxonomy places the organism in Eukaryota, Viridiplantae, Streptophyta, Magnoliopsida, Brassicales, Brassicaceae. Gene Ontology annotation, molecular function: ATP binding; protein serine/threonine kinase activator activity; protein kinase activity. The transcript is spliced from 21 exons. The record is from RefSeq and is a predicted model, not a curated record. Gene Ontology annotation, biological process: protein phosphorylation. Bases 448 to 2466 code for a protein of 672 amino acids.
GUUUCUCUUAGCUUUUCCUCGAGAUUCUUUCUGCUAAGCGGAAACCCGACGACAGAGAAGGAACAACACAAGAGGAGGAGAGAAGUCGACAACGAAGACGAGAAAGCGAGAGAGAUUCUAACCUCUCUCUCUCGUGCUACGAUUUCAAAAAAUCUCUUCUCAUUAGCAGAUCGAUCGCAAAUCAUCAAGCGCCUCCGCAGUAAUUGACGGCGCUGACUACGUCUCCCUUUGUUUUCUGCGUGAUUGGAGGAUCAUCAAGUCAGCUGACUACGUCUCCUCCGUUGACUCGACUUAAGAUAAAUUGUGGUGGUAUAAUGACAUUGUUGAUAUCUCUGCGUUGAAGAAGAUGUUGGCGAAUUGGAAGUCGAAUUAUUUUGAAGGUUACUACGGGGUCAAAGGUGUAUAAUAGCAUAUGCUUUUUUUUUUUAAGAAGAUAACAAAAUAAUUAUGUCAGAGAAAAAGUUUCCUUUGAAAGCGAAAGACUACAAGUUACAAGAAGAAAUUGGAGAUGGUGUCAGUGCCACUGUGCACAAAGCUUUGUGCAUACCACUUAGCGAGGUCGUUGCUAUCAAGGUUCUUGAUUUGGAGAAGUGCAACAACGAUCUGGAUGGGAUCCGGAGAGAGGUGCAAACAAUGAGUUUGAUCAACCAUCCGAAUGUGUUGCAAGCUCAUUGCUCAUUUACCGCUGGGCACCAGCUAUGGGUUGUGAUGCCUUACAUGGCUGGAGGAUCCUGUCUCCAUAUAAUAAAGUCUUCUUAUCAAGACGGAUUUGAGGAACCUGUUAUCGCUACUUUACUCCGUGAGACUCUGAGAGCUCUUGUGUAUCUUCAUGCCCAUGGACAUAUCCAUAGGGAUGUGAAGGCUGGAAAUAUACUAUUGGACUCUAAUGGUGCCGUUAAGCUAGCAGACUUUGGAGUGUCAGCUUGCAUGUUCGACACAGGAGAUAGACAACGUUCCAGAAAUACAUUCGUUGGGACUCCAUGCUGGAUGGCUCCUGAAGUCAUGCAGCAGCUACAUGGAUAUGAUUUUAAAGCAGAUGUAUGGUCAUUUGGAAUAACAGCACUUGAACUGGCUCAUGGUCAUGCCCCAUUUUCCAAGUAUCCGCCAAUGAAAGUUUUGCUGAUGACCUUACAAAAUGCACCUCCCGGACUUGACUACGAGAGAGACAAAAGAUUUUCAAAAGCAUUUAAAGAGAUGGUGGGUACAUGCCUAGUGAAGGACCCAAAGAAGCGCCCAACUUCAGAAAAGCUUUUAAAGCACCCUUUCUUCAAACAAGCUCGCCCACCUGAUUACUUGGCUAAAACAAUUCUCAAUGGUCUUCCUCCAUUAGGUGAACGUUAUAGAACGAUAAAGUCAAAGGAAGCUGAUCUUCUGAUGCAAAACAAAUCUGAGUACGAAGCACACCUAUCACAGCAAGAAUACAUUAGGGGAAUAAGCGCUUGGAAUUUCAAUCUCGAGGACCUAAAGAGUCAGGCUGCCCUUAUUUCAGAUGAUGAUAGUUCACAUGCUGAAGAGCCUGAUUUCAACAGAAAGCAAUGUGAAAGGCAGGAUGAAUCUGCUCUUUCCCCUGAAAGGGCUAGCAGCUCAGAAACAACUCCCAGUCAGGAUGACGAAUUAAACGAUAUACAAGAUUUGGAGAGUUCUUUCGCCUCGUUUCCAAUCAAACCUCUUCAAGCACUCAAAGGGUGCUUUGAUGUCGGCGAAGACGAGGAUAAUGCAACUACUCCUGAUUGGAAAGAUGCAAGCCUAAUGAGUUCUGGACAACAGCAUUUAACAAAGGCUUCUUCUAUUGGAUCUCUGGCCCACACCACGAAAGAAGAGGACACUGCAGCACAAAAUUCUUAUUUACCACGUCAUGUCAUUUCUGAACAAAAAAAAUAUUCGAGUGGUUCACUUAUACCAGAGAGUACUUACUCUCCAAAAAGAAUCUCAAUGGAAGCUGACAGAGAGUUUCAACUGCGUAGAUAUCAGAGCGAGCGGAGCUACAGCGGAUCAUUGCAGCGCACCAAGAGAGAUACUGUGGACGAGAUGUCAGAUUCCCCGCAUGUGGAGCACAAGGGACGGUUUAAGGUCACAUCAGCAGAUCUCAGUCCUAAGGGCUCUACAAACUCUACAUUCACACCGUUUAGCGGUGGUUCAAGCAGCCCGAGCUCCCUCACGACCGCCUCAAUCCUCCCAUCAGUUCAGUCGAUGUUGCAGCACAACACCAUGCAACGGGAAGAGAUAUUGAGAGUAAUAAAACACCUGGAGCAAACCUCUGUCAAGCAACAACCUGGAUCACCAGAGACAAGCGUCGAUGAGCUAUUGCAGAUGACGCCUACAACUGCACGGGAGAGAGAGCUUCAGACCCAACUCAUGCUAAUGCAACAAAGCUUUUUGAGCCUAACCGAAGAAGUAAAGAAAUUGAAGCAGAGAAAUGGGCAGGUAGAGAAUCAGUUAAACGCAUUAACGCAGAGAAACGAUUGAGUCUCGUUAAGUCAUGAAGACAGCAAAACACAAGCUCAGGGAUGAAACUGGGGAUAUGUCGAGUCAAAACCCCAAAGUCCCUUUUCAAGACAAAGAAGAAAGAGAGAUUUAUGUGUUUAUAUUUAUAUAUUUAUUGGGUGUAAUUUAUUUGACAGGUUAAAUAUUAUGUGACAGCCACUACUACUACAAUGUUUGUCUUGGCGUUAUCCUUUGACAGUCUAUGUUUGGUUUAUGAUGUGCUAUACUUACAUCGUUUGUAUUAUU